Messenger RNA from Impatiens glandulifera, 1412 nucleotides. RefSeq names its product putative methyltransferase C9orf114. The transcript is spliced from 10 exons. NCBI's taxonomy places the organism in Eukaryota, Viridiplantae, Streptophyta, Magnoliopsida, Ericales, Balsaminaceae. Bases 29 to 1216 code for a protein of 395 amino acids. The record is from RefSeq and is a predicted model, not a curated record.
UAGACUGAAGAAAGCUAGCCGCAGCAAAAUGGGGAAGAAGACGAAGAGAGAAAGCUCGGAACCAAUCGAAGAAGACGAACCAGACCUUUCUAAUGGCUGUUCUCUCGAUACUAAACUGAAGAAGAAGAAGACAAAGAAACACAAGAAGGGAAUCAUCGAGAAUGAGAAUGAGAAAGAAAACACUCAUAAACCUAAUGAAACUCCUACCGUCAGCAUCGCUCUCCCUGGCUCCAUCAUUGACAACGCUCAGUCCCUCGAACUUGCCACUCUGUUGGCUGGACAAAUUGCUCGUGCUGCAACAAUAUUCCGGAUAAAUGAGGUGGUAGUAUUUGACAGCAAAAGUAGCUUGACUGAUGCUACUAUAGUGGCUGAUAGUUCGAAUGAGAAUGAAAGUGGUGCAGCUUUUCUUGUAAGGAUUCUUAAAUAUCUUGAGACGCCACAAUAUUUGAGGAAGAGUCUUUUUCCAUGGCACAACAGUUUGCGUUAUGUGGGUGUUUUGCCUCCUCUUGAUGCUCCGCACCAUCUACGUAAGCAUGAAUGGGCUCCUUUCCGUGAUGGAGUCACAAAGGAACGGGAUUCAAAAUCUGGCGGAACGCUCGUUGACGUUGGACUCAGUAAAGAUGCUAUUAUUGAUGAAGUUCGUGAACCUGGAAUUAGGGUUACUGUUGCCAUGGGUACCAAUCGCAACUCGAUUGCAGAUUUGCCGCGCCAAGUAGUCUCUUCUGCUAAGCCUAGGGAAGAGGGUUUAUAUUGGGGAUAUAACGUUCGAUACGCUCCGAAUCUUAGUUCUGUAUUUAAGGACACUCCAUUCAAGGGUGGAUAUGAUUAUGUUAUUGGUACCUCAGAACACGGAAAAUUUAUCAAGUCUUCAGAACUUCAUAUACCUGCUUCCAGGCACCUUUUAAUUGCUUUUGGUGGACCUCCUGGGCUAGAAGAAUGUAUAGAAGAAGACGAUACCCUAAAGGGGAAAGAGGCAGUUGAUGUAUUUAAUACGUACUUGAAUGUUUGUCCAGAUCAAGGAAGUAGAACCAUUAGAUCCGAGGUAUGCUUUAUGUUUGAUUUCACUUUUAUCCGUUUUACAAAAUGUUUUGUUUUGUUUAUUCUCUAUUAUGAUGCCCGACAAACAGGAAGCCAUUCUAAUAUCACUUCAGUAUUUCCAAGAGCCGAUAGCAUCUUCACUGCAAAGAUUGAACAGCUAAUGAUUUCAGAUCGAUGAUUUUAGCGAUCGUGUUGUGGCUGAAUCUCAUUUGAUUUUAGUGUUCUAAGUUAGUUUUGUGGCUUUGUGAAUUUAAACAUUUUGGUUUGUUUGUAGUGUUGUGUUGGUUAUUGAUAUUAUUCCUUAGCUAUGAAAGACAGGCCAACAAAAAGGCUCACAUUUUUCCCAUAAUUAUAUUAAAGAACUUUCAUUGACA